AUGAUCCAGUUUCGGAGGUCGAUCAAGAACGAGAAACAUGACUCGGCAAAACCGGCGCCGAUGCCCGCCAUACAAAAGAGCGCCUAUGCUAUCGAACCGCCGAAAAAGGCGCUCUACGACUUCGAACCAACCAGUGAGCCGAAUAUAUACCUCGCAUUUUCAGCCGGUGAUUUCCUUCAUGUCGUUGGACGCGAAAAUGACGAGGACUGGUACGAGGCAUGCAAUCCCAUGCUCAACACACGCGGCUUGGUGCCAGUAAAUCACUUCGAGAACAUUGGAAAGACGACCGUACGUGACAGCGCUGGCUCGUCAAGAAGCGUGACUAGCACGACGCAUGACAGUGGCUAUGGAGAAGGGGCAACUCCUCCAACACAACCGAAUCAGACGACUGCAGCGGGACGCAUGAGCGAAAAUGGCGCCAGGCCAGGCGCGCCACACCAUCGGCCGAGCAAGUCAUUUGGUAAAAUCGCGGGCGGUCUGUAUGGUGUCGUCAUCUACGACUUCAACGCGGAGCGACAAGAUGAACUAGAUGCCAAACAGGGUGAACCAAUACUUGUUGUCGCCCAGUCAAGUCCGGAAUGGUUCGUUGCAAAGCCUAUAUCACGACUCGGUGGCCCAGGCUUGAUCCCAGUCUCGUUCAUUGAGAUUCGUGAUGUAACAACUGGUCGGCCAGCCGAGGAUCCUUUGGCCGCAGUACAAAAGGCCGGCAUCCCACGAGUUGAGGAGUGGAAGAAGAUGGCAGCUGAGUACAAAAACACCAGCAUACCAUUAGGAUCAUUUGCACAGCCGCAGGAUAUUCAGCAAGGUAUGGAUCGCAUGUCACUCAGCAAUGGUCAAAGUCAUCAGACACAACAAAGCGCCGCUGCCCAGGAUCUGCCUGCCCCUGUCCGUGCCUCAGUUCCGCGUUAUGUCUUCCAGGACGACAAAUUCCACUUCAUUGUGGAAUGCAGGAUGUCCGACGGCUCUCAUUACGAUUUAUCCCGCAUCUACGAGGACUUCUACGAACUACAAAUCAAUCUCAUCAACGCCUUCCCAGAAGAGGCCGGUCAGACAGGCAAGCCAAGGAUAUUACCAUACAUGCCUGGUCCGGUCAAAUUCGUGACGGACAACAUCAGUGAUGUUAGAAGAGCAAACCUUGACGAGUAUCUUCGGGAUUUGCUUCGUCUCCACCGUGGUAUCACGGCAUCUUUGCCUGUCCGUAACUUCUUCGUGCCCAGAGCAAAUGAUUACGAAGUCGAUCCAGCUGCUGUUGACCUCAAUGAGCAUGCACGGCCCGCGAAUGAGGGCGACAGAUAUUCUCAGGCAUCCCAUGGAUCACACAACACCAUGUCCCAUCAAGCAGCGCCGCAGUCACGUCAGAUGUCGACCGCAACGACGACAUCAUCUCAUCAAUAUAAUCCAUCACAUCAGAGCAACGCCUCCUACAGCCAACAGCACUCUCAUCACCCAUCCCAAUCGAACUCUGUCUUCGCUCAACCUCUACAGCCCGAACCUGUGGUCCAAGCUCCGCCGCAACCCACCGUCACCAUCCCUCACAGCACAGUACCAGUCAAGAUUAAAUGCUGGUUCGAUCGCGACACAUGCGUCGUCAUUCGUAUGCCGCCCGCAGGCCAAUUCAACCUCGACACACUUUGGAGCAAAGUGCUCGAGCGUCGGCGAUUAGAAUUCAAAGACCGACCCCAAGAUGACGAGGAUCGCCUUGAUAUGGAGUACCGUGACGAGGGCAGUGGCGAAUACUACCGUAUUGAAGGCGAAGAAGACUUUGCGAUCGCCAUCGCAGCGCAUCCGGAGAAGUUGACCAUCGCCGUACGAGAUCCGACCGUGGAGCAGUGA
Dissoconium aciculare CBS 342.82 is the source of this 1833-nucleotide messenger RNA. RefSeq lists its product as uncharacterized. The transcript has 2 exons. Bases 1 to 1833 code for a protein of 610 amino acids. Lineage: Eukaryota; Fungi; Ascomycota; Dothideomycetes; Mycosphaerellales; Dissoconiaceae. Gene Ontology annotation, cellular component: mating projection tip. Gene Ontology annotation, molecular function: protein binding; phosphatidylinositol binding. The record is from RefSeq and is a predicted model, not a curated record. Gene Ontology annotation, biological process: conjugation with cellular fusion.